This is a messenger RNA of Lepisosteus oculatus (spotted gar), 710 nucleotides long. RefSeq names its product LSM5 homolog, U6 small nuclear RNA and mRNA degradation associated (gene lsm5). Gene Ontology annotation, molecular function: RNA binding. Gene Ontology annotation, cellular component: U4/U6 x U5 tri-snRNP complex; U6 snRNP; Lsm1-7-Pat1 complex. The record is from RefSeq and is a predicted model, not a curated record. Gene Ontology annotation, biological process: mRNA splicing, via spliceosome. Lineage: Eukaryota; Metazoa; Chordata; Actinopteri; Semionotiformes; Lepisosteidae.
UCUGUCUGAUUUGCACGUUGAAGUUUUCUUCGAUUGGUCGAGUCUACCUUCCUUCAAACAUGGCGGCGGCUCCGGCUACAAACCCUUCACAAUUGCUCCCGCUUGAGCUUGUGGACAAAUGUAUUGGUUCCCGGAUUCAUAUUGUGAUGAAGAACGACAAGGAGAUUGUCGGCACUCUGUUGGGAUUUGAUGACUUUGUCAACAUGGUGCUUGAAGAUGUCACUGAAUUUGAGAUCACACCAGAGGGAAGGAGGAUAACCAAACUGGAUCAGAUCUUAUUGAAUGGAAACAACAUCACCAUGCUUAUUCCUGGAGGUGAAGGACCUGAAGUAUGAAGAGAGGAGACAUAUUCUCACCUUUUUCUGGAUUUGAGUUUGCCUUCACUCCAGUUUUCCUUUUUUGUGUGUUUUAUAUAUAAAGGUUAUUUUUUUGGAAAAACAUUUUCUUAUGGGAACUCUUUAAUUUUUGCCUGUUUAAAAUGCCUAUACCCACUUUAGGUGUGAUGAGUGAAUUAUGGCUAAGUCUUGCAAGACUCAUUUGUUUUUUGUAAUAAAAACAUGCUAUUGGAACGGAAACAUGAGUGGCAUUUAAUGGAAAAUGAACAUGAGAAUGUCAGGACAAAACCAGUAAAUAUGUCAAGCUAAGCUCAGAUGUUUGUUAAAGCUAAGCAAUUGUUUUUUGCAGUGCAGUAAUACAGGACAUUUAAAUCA